GCUUAGCAACAUGAAGGCAUUGGUUCUGUUCGUGAUCGGCGUGGUCGCGGCCGAGGCGGCGCUCGCACCCGCGUCUCCCGCCCGGGACAAGCGGACGCCCGACGACGACGACGUGCUCCUGUACCUGGCCUCCCGGCGCUCGCCAGUCGGGGCGCGAACCCGGUCGUUCUUCCGGCCGAGGCAGAGCUUUGGCGGCCAAAGGACGCCCUUCUAUUACUUCGACGACGACUUCUUCGACUUCGACCGCAAGAAGCGCAGCACGCCACAGCGCCAGAAGAGAGAUCUUGACUUCGACUUUGAUGGAGACGAUGACGAUUACGUGUUCUACCGCGCCCUGCAGCCGCAGACCGCCACCUACACCGCCACCCAGACCAGGACCACCGCUGCCGCGGCCCGCGCUAUGCCCACGCCCGUUUAUUACUACGCUGACAUCGACGACGAUAUUUUCGACCGCAAGAAGCGAUCAGCUGACUUCGAUUUUGAUGACGACCUGAAACUGUUCCGGUAUUCCUUCGGGCGCCCCGCCACCUACUCCAUCCGGGGCAGGACGUCCUACGCCCCCGUCGCGCCCGCCCCCGUCAGGGUCCGCUACUACGACGACGACUUCCUCGACUUCGACCGCAAGAAGCGCUCGACGGACUUCGACCGCAAGAAGCGCUCGGCGGACUUCGACCUCUACGACGACGACGACGACGCCAAGUUCGCCGUCAUGUACAGCCAGCCCAGCUACACCCAGUUCACGCGGGCGGCCACCGCCACCCAGCCCGCCCGCACCUUCUAUUACUACUAUGACGACGACAAAUGAACGGAAGCCACGCGGUGCCCGGGCGCUGAGCCUUCGCCGUCGGAGGCGGGAGGGCGCGGGCGCCUCGGGCGGAGUGGCACUCGAUGUAUUUGGCUCUGAUUUCCUGUAAUAAAGAUUAUGUUUGGAUAUC
This is a messenger RNA of Penaeus monodon (black tiger shrimp), 935 nucleotides long. RefSeq lists its product as uncharacterized. The coding region runs from base 11 to 805 and encodes 264 amino acids. The record is from RefSeq and is a predicted model, not a curated record. NCBI's taxonomy places the organism in Eukaryota, Metazoa, Arthropoda, Malacostraca, Decapoda, Penaeidae. The transcript has 2 exons.